AUGAAGCCUCUCCUUGUUGUGUUUGUCUUUCUUUUCCUUUGGGAUCCAGUGCUGGCAGAAAUGCACAAGAAAUGCUAUAAAAAUGGCAUCUGCAGACUUGAAUGCUAUGAGAGUGAAAUGUUAGUUGCCUACUGUAUGUUUCAGCUGGAGUGCUGUGUCAAAGGAAAUCCUGCACCCUGA
Messenger RNA from Pan troglodytes (chimpanzee), 180 nucleotides. It is a transcript of the gene DEFB134, whose product is annotated as defensin beta 134. Gene Ontology annotation, biological process: innate immune response. The transcript has 2 exons. Gene Ontology annotation, cellular component: extracellular region. The record is from RefSeq and is marked provisional. Lineage: Eukaryota; Metazoa; Chordata; Mammalia; Primates; Hominidae. Bases 1 to 180 code for a protein of 59 amino acids.